AUGUUAGGCAAGAGUUCGCCUUUCAAAAAGUUUGGACACAGCAGAGGAGGCUCAACAGAAGAGCAGCAUUCGAGGCUUUUGCAUCGGAGAACAGCAUCCGCUGGAAGCCAGCAACCUCCCGUCUCCGGUCACACAAGAAAUGCAUCGCGCUCUUCCAACACAUCAGUUAACUCUAACUUUCUUGCGGAGCAAUAUGAACGUGACAGAAGGGCAAUUCUAAACAGCUGCUUCGGUCCGGAGGAGGCAACGGGCCAUGCGCAAGCCAAGACAUACAUUACCCAUGUGAGAAUUAUUGAGGACUCGCGUUUUCCUAGUUCAAAACCUCCCAGAGGUUCAUCGCUCGCCAACAAGAAGAAAAGGGUGCUUUUAGUGAGUUCGCUCACAGACGGGGGAGGUAUGCAGCUCCACAAGGCUCGCGAAAACAACAAUGGCAGCUUUCAAAUUGGACGAACCUGGGCACUCAAAGAGCUCUCUUGCAUCGAAGCUGAUACUGAUCAAUCUGAAGGAUUUUUGCUUACUAUGGGCAAACGAUACUACUGGGAGACUAACUCAGCUAAGGAAAGGACUGUAUUUAUCCGGACUCUAGUCAAAGUAUUUAUGGAAGAUACUGGUGGCCAUGUUCCUCGACUUGUUAAUUGGGAUCUAUCCAUGUUCUAUCUCGACGAAAGCAGCUACCACAAAGCGUUGAUUCCCUCCGCCAGUGCUCAAGCGCAAUCUACAAAAUCAGCAACCCAAAACAGCCGAGUUGUUUCUGGGCAAAGCUUAAACCCUGCAGCUCCUAUAAAGCCAGUAAAACUUCCCCCGAUUUCUACCUCUCGCGCUCCUGCCGACCGCCAGCAAAAUCAAAACCUUAGCUCGAUCGGCAAUGCGUCACCAGAGCCACAAAAGAAAGACACAGCAUCAAAGAAGUCGGACCAGGUACCAUUAACGCCGCAUGCUUCAUCGACUUCUAACGCGAGGCACUCCAAGCCAUUGGAGAAAUCGCCUUAUUCCCCCUCAAAACGCACCGUCCAAGACCUUGCGACCUCUGAGGCCGAUUCGCCUCUUAAACACUCGAGCGAAGUGGGCUCUACCAGCGUUCAGCAUGUUCGUUCAAAUGAGGAGCUAAGAUCCCAGACAUCUGACGCCUCCAAUUUCCUUUCAGAAUUAAAUUCUGUGCUCACAGCACCAACUCUUGACUUGGAGUCAGCGAAAGUUAGCACGGCAUCUCACUCAACGCAAGAAAAAAAUGUUGCAGCAUCAGGCGUGGCAGGAUCCUCGAGCGAGCUCUCACAGUCACUAAGAUCAACCGCUACGGCCGCACCUGUCCAUGCUGCCGCUUCAAUACAAAACGAGGAGCUCAGAAGAGACGGUUCAUCAGAUAAUUCUUUUGAACAAAAUGAAAGAGUUAUGGUAGAAGGCUCUUCGCAGAUUAAAAAAGCACAACCAGUUAUGUCCGAUGAAAGUGACUUGAAUGAUCUUAGGGAUGAAGACUUCACAGAGCUUUACCAGUCUGCUUCUUCUCAUGAAGAUAAGGGAUAUCAAGAUUCAAAAAGAGAAAAUGAAGAAACCCAUGACCUAUCAUUUGAAAAAGGUGAUGAGGCUCGGUAUAGCCAAAAUUUUGACAGCGAAAAAUCUACUUCUCACGCAUAUCAUGAGGUCACAACGAUUAGAGAGGAGCCACCCGCCAUUUCUUCAUAUAAUGAAAAUGCAACUGAGCCGACUGAAAUGCGAAAAGUUCGCACUGACGCUGAAAACCAAGCGAUAAUGGACAUAUUAGACGACAUAAACUGGAGUAUUGAUGAUGACUCAUCAGAGCUUUUAUACAAGCUUAAUAAUAAGCUAGCAGAGACCGAGUACAACCUUAACCGGGAACUUUCCUCUCUUUCACGGUAUAGCGCAAAUUUCUCAUCGUGUCAAGAUCAAGUUUUUCGAAAAUGUGAGCAGCUGGAUCCCACGCUAUCUUUCUUUGUUAUGGAACUGUCAACCGUUUCCCGAGACAUUGAGUACGUGGAAAAUCAAUCAAAUGGUCUUCAAGUUGAAAGUGCCAACAAAAAGUUGUUAUGGAAGGAGCUUUCUGACGUUUUGAGCUCCGUGUCAGUCGACGAAUCAACGCUCAACAAGCUCAUCGCUUUACCUCUGACUGAACGGAACCUUGCAAUGGUGGAGGGGCUGUUACGUUCAUUGCAUACUGCUUUGAAAGCUAUAAGAGGAGACGAAGACGAAGAGAGGCUUAACUUGGGGACUAUGAGGGCUUUAAAAGAAAGACGGCAAGCGUACGAUAAGGUGACUGGGAUGUUCAUGAAACGCGUUGCUGAUGAAACAGAUAAAAAAUUCAGAAAUCUCCACCAUGAAGGUCUUUCCAACGAACAAUUAGCCAAUGCCUUUUCCAGGCUAUUAAUGUUCUCUUCCCUAGUGCUUUUUUGCAAGGAUACUUCUCUCGAGACCUAUUCGAAUAUAAUUGAGGCUUCUGUACAUGAAAUGGAAGAUCUUCUUGAGAAACGAUUCAAUCCAUUGUCAGAAUCCCUAAAGCUGCACAUCCGUGCCAAUUUACAGGCCUCUUUUUUUGUUGGUAAACCCUCUGAUCGAGAAGCGGCCGCGCGAUUCGAAAACAAUGAAACAACAAAACAGUUUUUACCCCAAGAACCAACGAAUUCUGGAAAAGUUGAUGAGCUGGUCUCUUCUUUGCUUGUUCUGGAGAAUCUAUGUAUCACAUACCAAAAUUUUGUGGGAGCAUUUUUUCAUAUCGGGGAUAGCAUCGGUUUCGAAGAGUACACUUCUGCAUCUCCAGACCCUAAUGACCGGAUCCAGCCUUUGGCUUCUAUUUUGCCAGUCGAAUCGGAUCGUCAAUCAGCAGCCCUAAAAACACACCUUGUCACAAGAGUGUUCCAAUCCGUGUUCAAUAAUUUUUUUGAUGAUAUUCUCCUCACUAUUGGAUCUCAGGGCUCGCUUUUACUGACCCUUUGUGUAUUCAUGGAGAACGAAGCUGCUCGUCUGAAAGCUUCCAAUCAAGAAUUUUUGUUAUCGACACUUGAAAAGCUGUUCGGCAAAUUUGCUCAAGAGUGGCAGGAGUACGUUGAUAGCCAGGCGGGGGCCGCGGAGAGAGCAGUUUUUGAAAAAGGAAGUAAAUCGGUUUCUCCAUAUGCUCUUGGAUUCGGGAUUUUUGUUGGUUUGAUGGAAGACGAAAUGCAUUACCUGGCCAAGCUUCUAAAGUCAUCCCCUGAACGUUUCACAGAGUCGCGAAAACUACUCAAUGCGUCUUAUGCUCAGCUGGGCAAUUCAUUGGUCAAAUUUUUGCGAAAGGGCUUGGAUGGCUCCGCACAAAACGGCAUGAUCAGUUCUACAAGAAGUUCAGGUAGCAAUGCCGAAUGUGUUUCUCUGCUUUUCAACUCAAACUGGCUCAUCGAGGUGCUGCCGACAUUCGGAAACGAGGCCUUUGUAGACUGCUUUCAAGGUGUCAAAGAAAUUUUCGAUACCGAAAAAGAAAGAUAUGCUGAGAGCCUGUUACGCACCACUAUGAGCCACUUGUACAGUUUCGUUGAGGGCGCAUACGCGCUCACUGAUACUUCAAAGAUUCGUUCCGUCAACCCUUCUCAAUGGGCAGCUUAUAGCCAGCAAAACCUAAGCAAGAUCCUUGAAAGGUAUACCUCUCAAGAGAUUACUACCCUUAUUGAUAAGCUCUUUGACUACGUGAGCAGAGAUUUCCAGAGAAAUGGAGACAGUUUCAUCACUGGUAGGCUUUGUGAUAAGUUGUGGUCUUGUAUUCAAGGCCAAACUGUCUCUCUAUAUCUGAAACUUUACACAUUGAUAGACAAGCACUAUAAGGGCACGUCAGUGAGGUUUACUAAAAAUGAGAUAAUAACAGCCUUUAACAAAUACAAAGCCACCUAG
Lachancea thermotolerans CBS 6340 is the source of this 3870-nucleotide messenger RNA. It is a transcript of the gene SEC3, whose product is annotated as GTP-Rho binding exocyst subunit SEC3. Gene Ontology annotation, cellular component: plasma membrane; exocyst. The transcript has a single exon. Gene Ontology annotation, molecular function: phosphatidylinositol-4,5-bisphosphate binding. NCBI's taxonomy places the organism in Eukaryota, Fungi, Ascomycota, Saccharomycetes, Saccharomycetales, Saccharomycetaceae. Bases 1 to 3870 code for a protein of 1289 amino acids. Gene Ontology annotation, biological process: Golgi to plasma membrane transport; exocytosis. The record is from RefSeq and is a predicted model, not a curated record.